AUGUUAAAGUUCGUAUCGCUGCCGCAUUCUUUUUUCUGUUGUUUGAUAUCUAUCUAUCUAUCUAUCUAUCUAUCUAUCUAUCUAUCUAUCUACGCCUGUUCAUAUCUAUCUAUCUAUCUAUCUAUCUAUCUAUCUAUCUAUCUAUCUAUCUAUGUUCGUUAUCUAACUAUCGAUCUAUUUAUGCCUGUUAAUUAUCUAUCUAUCUAUCUAUCUAUCUAUUCCAGUCUGUCUAUCUAUCUAUCUAUUUAUCUAUCUAUGUCUAUUCCAGUUUUCGUUCGUCUAUGUAUUUAUCUAUUUAUUUCACUCUGUUCAUAUCUAUCUCAGCCUGUUCGUAUCUAUCUAUCUAUCUAUCUAUUUAUCUGUUCAUAUCAUAGUUCAUUCAUAUGUAUUUAUCAUUCUAUCUAUCUAUCUAUCUAUCUCUGUUCAUCAUCUAUCUAUCUAUCAUUUAUUCGCUUUAUCUAA
Molecule: messenger RNA, 462 nt
Organism: Acanthosepion pharaonis
Lineage: Eukaryota; Metazoa; Mollusca; Cephalopoda; Sepiida; Sepiidae
Source: the annotation of a GenBank genome assembly